UAGACUUUGUAACGUCACUCACUGUCAGGUGAUGAGAUUGUUACAAGUUCCAUCACAAGUGAUCAAGAUAAGCCAUAUCGAUUAUUAUGUGUUAAAUGAUGAUGCUUUCAGUAAGGAUACUGGUUGUGUUUUUACUUUUACCGCUACUGUCGUCGGCAACUCAACAAUGGACAGAUGGUGUUUGUGGCAUAUGUAUCUGCAGUAAGCAACAAGGAAAUUAUGAAAUGGAAUAUGUGGUCAACUGUACUAGAAAAGACAUUAAAACUUUACCAGAUAACUUGCCAAGGAACAUUCAUCGCCUAGACUUAUCAUUUAACUCGCUUGGUAGUUCAAGUUUACAAAAUCUUGAAUUGUAUGGUGAUGAUCUGAUUUCUUUGUCCCUAGAAAGUAAUAAUGUUACAAUUAUCAACACGGAUAUAUUAUCGUCACUUAGACAUCUAGAGGAACUUGAUUUGACGGGGAAUGUGCUUGAUUAUAUCGAUGAUCGUUUAUUCAUUGCUUUAAAUCUGCGAAAACUUAGCGGUAUAUCAGCCAAGAUGUUUCAUCGUUCAGCUUUCUGGAAAUUAGUAAGUUUGGAAGAUCUUUCGGUUAUAUUUGAACAGGAAAUGAUCGAUGAAAAUAUUUUCAAAAAUUUACAAGUCUUUCAUCUCGAUGUGACAUUUCGAUAUGCAAAAGAAAUCCCGGUUUCGUUAUUUCAGUUUGGAACAAACACGCUGACUAGACUAACUAUUGACGGACCUUUAUUAUCAUCUUUGCCAAACGGUAUAUUCGACGGGCUUACAGUUCUGAAGACACUGAUAAUUCGUGGUGGCAACAUACGAUGGCUCUCAAACAGUCUUUUUUAUAGACCGUCUGCUACUAGCAUGCCCUUGCACCUUAACAAAAUUUCUAUCAUAGGUGUCAAGUCUAUCCCACGUGAUCUCUUUAAAGGACAACUCAGUUUGAAAUUUGCUAUCCUGCAAAACAUAGAAGAUAUUCCACCACUUGAUUUACCGGUUCAGCUAGACAAUCUUGACAUGUCUGGAAGCAAUGUAUUUAGAGUAUCACCAGAUGUCUUCAUGAAACUGACAAAUUUAAGAGAGCUUAAUUUAAGUAAUUCGUCGUUGUCAUCACUUGAAAGCGAAUCAUUCAUUGGACUAUCCUCUCUAUCUGAUCUCGAUUUGUCCAGAAACAAGAUACUUACUCUGCCUGAGAAGAUAUUCGAAGCUUGUCGCUACACAUUAGACUUUUUAGAUUUAAGUUACAAUCAAAUACCAAGAAUUCAGCAAUUUUACUUCAACAUGCUAAAAUCUCUUAGAGUAUUAGAUCUUAGCCAUAACAAAAUACAGUCAAUUCACGCGAAGGCUUUUGAAAAACUAAAUAUGUUGACCGACUUAAAAUGCAGGGGGAAUAUGAUUUCCACACUUCCAGAUACUCUCUUUUCAAACAUUUUGUCCAUUCAAGUGAUAGAACUCGGGAAGAAUAAUAUUUCAAGGAUAGCAUCUACCCUUUUUGAUAAUUUAUAUCAACUAUCCAGUCUAAACUUGGAAAGUAAUCCCUUACACUGUGAUUGUAGCGUGAAGUUGAUUAGAAUGACAUAUCGUUAUUUACAGAUACAAGGAGUCUGCAACACACCUAAGGAGUAUCAUGAGUACCAAUUGUCAAAACUAGAACGAGAUGAAUCGUGUUAUAUUAUUGAGGAAGAGUCCUCGUCUGUGGGUUUGUUUUCAUCCAUACAUGAUACAAAAUAUGUCCAUCAAAUCAACUUUGAGCAAACUAUUAUUCCGACACAAGCAAUGACUUCGACUACUAGCAAAAAGGUGGACGUUUUAGCAAGUAAAACUUCAAACGACAGUCUAUCUGGAAUAAGUAACAAUAUUGAACAUAAUGAUGUCAUUGAAAUAGAGCCAACAUCUGUUUAUGUUAACCGGUCCAUGUUAGCAGAGCAGCAGAGUACCAUAUGGCAUAGCACCGGUUUUAUUGUCUUGUAUGUUUGUGUUGGCAUAUUAGGCACCGUGAUAAUCAUAACAACUGCUAUUGGUUGUAGGAACGUUUGUAAAGAUUUACGCAGACGAGGAACGUAUAUCCUUCCGCCUCCCUAAUUGAGAUUAGUCAACAAUAUAACAUUGGAAUAUUGGAUGUUGUUUUUUUUAACUCUUAUGAAUUCCAUUUAAACAUCAAGUUAUGCAUACUAUUGUGUUUUAUUUAUCGGGUAUUAAUUUUUGCUGUAUUUUUUAUUCUGUUCAAUUAUGUGAUAGUUUAACUUUAUAUCUCUGUAAAUGAGAUCGUAUCAUUAUAGCAAUAAUAUGGCUUCUAAAAUUUGUUCUCUUGAAUUUGUUUUUCUUUUCUUCUUUUGAAUAAUUUAAAUUCUAUAAAACUGUAUAAAGACUAGAUUUUAUGUAUACUUAUAUGUGUUAAAUGACUUCAUAUUUGGUCAGCAGCUCGAACAUUACGUGUAAGCUAAUUCCAAUAAGUUUCAUAUUGCUUCUGAUGAAUUGUUCCCUAGCUGUAAAUAGACUUAAAUAAUUGAUUUUCAUAAUGCUCUUAACCACUUUUCUACGUAUUUAUAAAUUCCUGACUUACCUCAAGGUUUAUGUUUUAGUGUUCCUGAUACUAAAUUCUGAAAUCACGUAAUUUAUACAGUGUUAGUUUGCAUAACAUUUGAUAUCAAAGAGAAGGAUUGAAUAGUUUCAAAAUCUAAUUGGAUUCUCGUUUCAUUCAUGAUAAAUCAGUGACAGACCCGUGGAAGCGUCACUAGUUGUCUUCAUUUUUCAAUUUUAGUGGUUUAUUCAAACAUUAUCAUGUGUAUUUCACUCUUAUUGCACAUUCUCGUUUUUCAAAGUU
Mytilus trossulus (common blue mussel) is the source of this 2823-nucleotide messenger RNA. RefSeq names its product slit homolog 2 protein-like. The transcript has 2 exons. The record is from RefSeq and is a predicted model, not a curated record. Gene Ontology annotation, molecular function: protein binding. Lineage: Eukaryota; Metazoa; Mollusca; Bivalvia; Mytilida; Mytilidae. The coding region runs from base 96 to 2081 and encodes 661 amino acids. Gene Ontology annotation, cellular component: extracellular matrix.